UGAUAAACAGCUAAAGCUUUAUAACAUCUAAUGUACAUCGCAACGAAAAUGUUAGCUACAUUGAUAAUACCAAUCACGAUAGUCAAUUUGGUUGACGGGUACACGAAAUGCAACAUGAAAGACACAACAUUUAAGUAUUACGGACGCGAAAAUACAACUAUGGAGAAUGAAAUCAAGACUAUUAAAAGCAUUUCAAAGUAUGUAUGCCUAAUAAAGUGUCGUAAGCAUCCACUCUGCUUGGCAUUUUCCUAUGCAACCAGCUCAUCAUUGUGCAAAAUAUAUGAAAAUGACAGCGAGUCAGAAAACGUGUCAUUUAUACCUGCAGCAGGUGUAUGGUUUUAUGAUGUGCAUAAUAAUACAGACAUCAUACAGGGUAAUGUCGACUCUUGUGUUCAGGGUCAUCGUUGCUUCAAUGGUGGAUCUUGUCGAAAGGACAGUUCAUCAAGUGGCUACUUCUGUACAUGCACCGACAACUAUCAUGGUCAAUUUUGUCAAGAUAACAAUGGACCACCGAUUCUUAAAUGUCCUUCAAACCAGAUUGUAACAGCUGGUCCGGACUGCAAGGCAACUGCCUCCUGGAAGCCGCCGAAUGUUACAGACAAUUCUGGGUAUAGCUUUACAGCGGUAUGUGAUUAUGUCAGUGGAAGCACUUUCUCUAAUUACAGCACCAUUGUAACUUGUAAUGCCACAGACGAUUUUGACAUUGGCAACUGUAACUUCACAGUUACAAUGUAUGAUGAGACUGCCCCUAACGUUACGUGCCCAUUUGACUUUGAGGUGUGCACUGACCUGGGAACAUAUUCAGUAAAUGCGACUUGGGAAGCAGCCAGUGCAUCUGACAACUGUUGUAGCAAGGUCGACAUAACUACAAACUACACAAGUGGGGAACCUUUGUCACUUGGUGUAUACAAAAUAGGAUACACAGCAACAGAUUGUUUUGAGAAAACUGGUUAUUGCAAAUUUACUGUUGAAGUUAAAGCUUGUAAACUGACUACGGAAGCCCGUUGGUGUCGACAGUGA
Molecule: messenger RNA, 1020 nt
Organism: Anneissia japonica
Lineage: Eukaryota; Metazoa; Echinodermata; Crinoidea; Comatulida; Comatulidae
Exons: 5
Coding region: 31-1020 (329 amino acids)
Source: RefSeq, a predicted model, not a curated record